UCUUUUAAUGAAUAAAAGACUGGAAUAAAAGUGUUUAUCAUGAUAGGGAAGUUCAUAAUAAGGUAUCACCAUUCUGUGUCUCAUGGCUUUUCAUUUUAACUCUUUAAUACUUAUCCAACAAGAAUGGACACAGUUGAAACAGUUGAUUAGGUAGCCAAUGGGAAGAAAGUUUUCCUGUAAGUGAGAAGUACUCCAGUCUCAGUGGUUUUUUUUAAAAACUUGAAAGCCUGUAUUGUUUACACAGAUACACUUAAGGAGACUUGUAGUACAGUCUGAGAUGCAAUAGAUAUUAUCUUUUUAAAAUACUGCUUUCCCCCAGCUCCUUGGCAUGGUUUCUCACUAAGGCUAGCAGGGGAAGGAGCUCCCACCACAACAAAACCCUAGUUCUAAGUUUUAUCUUGUGUGCAUUGGCACUGAGAGAACAGUUCAGAGUUGUUGGUGAAAUCAUUAUUGUUAUGGACAUGGUUAUUCAUACAAAGGAACUUUUAAUUGUCAAGGACCUACGCUUGAGAGCACAGGAUGGCAAGAGUCAUGAUAUAUAGGUUGUGUUAUUUCACAAUGCUGUAACAAUUGUGGAUAGAGCCUUCCCAAAUCUUCAUUCGCAAAGCCUAGCCAUGAAUUUCACAAUGAGAAUGAAAUAUUUCACAUGCCUUGAAAAUUACUACAGCUGACGUUUGGAAAAGUUAAAAAAAAAAAUCCUGGGGCUUUCUUCCAAAAUGUAACAUCACACACAUCGUGCAUGGCCAACAGAACACUCAGACACCACUCAGUCACUCAGUUGUGCCUCAGGAUGCAUCUUUGAAUUCUCUCAGUAACCUCUGUACUGCUCCUUACCAGCUGUUUCUGGAUUUGAAACUGUCUAAAUUGCCAGGAAGAACAAGGAGUAGUCAUUCGCUCUCAUUUGAAAGACGUCUUCUGUUCACUUCGGAAUUUUUAAAAAAAUGACUGAAACUCCUCCACUGAGUAUUACCUCCUCAAACCAGAGUGAAAACAGAAGCAAUUCAGCUAUUUGCCCAGAGCAGGAUGACUGGUGGGACAUCGUGUAUUAUAUAGUGCCCAAGUACCUCAACGCUGUCUGUGCUAUUGGAAUGCCUGGAAAUGUAUUUGUUCUCCUCAUUUAUUCACUGCACAAGGGCCCCCUGAAGAUAGCUGAAAUCUACCUGAUGAACCUAGCUGUUGCUGAUCUUAUCUUCCUCAUGGGCCUCCCUUUCUGGGCAGAGAACAUCAGGAAUGAAUUUAACUGGCCAUUUGGCAGUUUCCUUUGCCGCAGCAACAGUGCAUCCAUCAGCCUAAACAUGUACACCAGCAUCUACUUGCUGGUGGCAGUCAGCGUGGAUCGCUACUUGACUCUUGUCCAUACCUUGAACCACAGACGGAUACGAAGCAAAACUAUGGCCAAAGGGAUCUGCUUGCUCAUCUGGUUCUUUGGCAUCCUCCUCAGCAUCCCAGUUUUUAUGUUUCGGACCGUGAAAGACUAUCCCCUGUGGAAUAUUUCAGCAUGCACUUUGGACUUCCCCACCCCAUCGUGGCAAACAGCUGAAAGCCUGGUACGCAGUGUAGUCGGAUUUGUGUUGCCAUCUACAGCAAUCAUCUCCCUUAAUUUCUCUACCAUUAGGUCCCUACAAAAAAAAACGAGAGCACGAAGAGCACUCGGGACAAAGGACUGCAAGGGGCACAAAGGCACGAAAGCUACCAGGCUGAUCCUCACAGUGAUACUGAUGUUUCUUUUCUGUUGGACUCCUCACCAUUUUUUUGUAUUCCUUGAUACAUUACACCGUACAGAAGUGAUCAAAGGCUGCUUCUGGGAGGAACUGCUCAAUUUUGGGGAGCAGUUUGCUUAUAUGCUGGCUACUACCAACAGUUGCAUUAACCCUGUGAUUUAUGUCUUUGUUGGGAAAUACUUCAGGCAAAAGGCUUUAGAAGUUUUUUCACAGUUUAUUCCCUGUGGAUUUCCUUUGAAAUGGGUAUCUUUGAAAGAAAUGUCAUCAAAUUUCAAUGUGUUUUCAGUCAGGAGUAGUUUAACUUAAUGAAUAUCAUUUCUAUCUUCAUUUUUAUAUUGCAACUUAUUUAAUGUCAUUGUAAAUAGCAUUAAAAAUUAAUAUGAAUUGCACUGAUCUGCCAUUCGCAGACUAAGAUAAUUAGCUACUAAAGUAAAUCACUUGAUUGCUUAUUUGUCCUCAGGUUUACUUUUUUAUGUCUGUGUUAUCCAUCCAAAUACAUAACAUGUGAUACUAGAAAUUUAUACCAAAUAACCUAAUCUCUUUUACCAAUUACCAAUGACUUGAAAGAAAAACUCUUUCAAGAUACCAGAAAAUAUUACAGAAAACCAUAAGCCAGCUGAACAUUUUACUUCAUUGUAUCUGUCAUGACACCUAAAAUACCAAAUUGCUACAGGUGUUACAGAGCAAAUAUGAGCUUAAUCUUUAGUUGGUAACUGCAUUUGAGCAAUUAUAGAAUACCUCCAGUUAUUUUGAACAACAUUUUAAAUGGAUUUUCACAGUAACAUGGAAAAUCUGAAUAUUUUUUGUGCAUUUCAAUUACAUUCAGCACAUAAAUAUUGUACAAGAUGAUAUACCACAAAGAAAUUGUACAUAAGCUGUAAAAAAUGCAAUGUAACACAGUAGCCUCCUCAAAAUGACUUUUUUUAUCCAAUAAAAUGUUACACAAUUGCUCAUC
Messenger RNA from Pseudopipra pipra, 2676 nucleotides. RefSeq names its product bradykinin receptor B1 (gene BDKRB1). Gene Ontology annotation, cellular component: external side of plasma membrane; membrane. The record is from RefSeq and is a predicted model, not a curated record. Gene Ontology annotation, biological process: immune response; positive regulation of cytosolic calcium ion concentration; cell chemotaxis. Bases 942 to 2027 code for a protein of 361 amino acids. The transcript is spliced from 2 exons. NCBI's taxonomy places the organism in Eukaryota, Metazoa, Chordata, Aves, Passeriformes, Pipridae. Gene Ontology annotation, molecular function: bradykinin receptor activity; C-C chemokine binding; C-C chemokine receptor activity.